Molecule: messenger RNA, 6064 nt
Organism: Danaus plexippus (monarch butterfly)
Lineage: Eukaryota; Metazoa; Arthropoda; Insecta; Lepidoptera; Nymphalidae
Exons: 11
Coding region: 409-5682 (1757 amino acids)
Biological process (GO): signal transduction
Molecular function (GO): GTPase activator activity; guanyl-nucleotide exchange factor activity
Source: RefSeq, a predicted model, not a curated record
UAGUCGUUGGAAUCGCGACGGUCCGUUAGCACGUCGCGCUGUUACAAACUCCGCAAUAACAAGCUCUACGAUAACGCGCCCUAUUUAAACGCAAUACAUCGAGUUUCGCGUAUAGCUGUGCAUACAGAUUUGUUUACUUUGGAGGUUCGAUGUUAAGUGCUUAUAUUUUUUCUCGCGUCAGGUCAACACGAUCUUCAAACCGGCUCCGUGAACAUAUGAUCUGAAACGGACCCACUCGAAUCGUGCAACCCGUCCAAUAUUGCUUUGGUGUUACGAUGUGGAUAAACUUGAAGUGCAGUGAAUUACGGAUUUACGGAUGACUCAGUGUUAACUUUCUCGUAACUUUCAGUGUCGAACUAGUGACUUCGUCUAGACGGAAAUGUGAUUGUUAUUGUCGGGUUAAUUGCAAUGGCUGGUGCAAGUGAGCAAUGUGUGGGUGUAGAGGAAAGCGUACAGGAGCCUCGCAAGAGAGGGUUGAGCGGAUCCAUGUCGUUAAGGACGCGCAAGCUGGGCCGGCGACUCUCGCGCAGUAUGUCUAUUGUGGCGCUGAAGCUACCGGAGAAAGCGCAAAGCAUCACGCGCACCUCCUCAAAACUGAUGAGGUCUGGCAGCCGUGAUAAGAAAAAUAGGGCAUUCGAACUGUCAGUGAUUCUCCCAGACAAAACACAGAGACAGGUAACAGUAUGGGGCAACAGUACUGUCGCGGAAGUCAUCUGCGAGGUAUUACAGGAGGCUGGGUUUGUUUUGGCCGGUCUCCCAACUGGACCUUUAUCCGCGCCUUUGGCUUUACCGUUAUCAGACCCUCUGCCUCCUCCAGAAGCUAUUAAACCACCACCAACAGCAUUACUGUUUCUUGGAGGUUCAAAAGCACCAGUGGAACCUCGAGCUAAUGCUGUAUCCUUGGAAGGUGAAGUCCUGGUCAUAGAAAACGAACCAACGCUAUGGGAUGGGAAUGAUCUCGAAGUUUUUCUUGCUUGGGAAAAGCUUUAUUCUACGACAUUAUUUUCCGCAUUAGAACUUUAUGGAAAACCUUUGCUCCGGGCUGCUGUGAUAAGCAAAGAGGAAUAUCAUUUACUAUUCUAUUAUCUCGAGUCAGUGUCGGAAGCAAGUGACGCUCUGACACAACGCAUGCGAAAAUAUAUAGACUCAGGCUUGCUUCAUAACAAGGAAACAGAAUGUAAUGACCUUUUCACUCAAGAAACUAAAGCUCCUAUGGAGGAGGAAUCGAAAAGCAUCUUGUCUGAACUUAUAAAAGAAGGUAUUUUGUCACAACACGAUUUAGACUUAUCUUCAGUUACACCAUCAGACAGUAAUGAAGAACAACUUAUGGGUGGUAAAAUAGACGAUGACAACCAUUCCACUGCUUCAUCGAUAUGUUCAUCCUUUCGUAAAAUGGUUGUUGAAAUACCUGUCGAUAACUUUGAAACUGCAACUGAAGCUUCUGUUGUUGAAAGUAAUGAUAACGUAACAACAGUACAGACAAGAAGUGGUGGACAGUGUUGCACGGAUCACAGAAUAUCAGCAGAUAUUACAGAAAAUGUUUGGUCCAAUGUCAGUUGGGACUUCUUAAACCCUGCAGACUUUGGAUAUGAUCAAAUACCAAACGUGAAACGCAGUCGUUCUGAAUCUGCUAUAACUCCUGUAGCUAAAAGGCGAAAUGAAGAGAUCUAUGAGACUCUGCAGAAUAAUGAGGAAGAGUCUUGUGGGAGUAUGACGCCAUAUGAGUCGAUUGAAGAUUUGUACGAUUGUAUAAAAAAUACCGUUUACAAAAAUAUUUCAGCUGAAGAAUCAUCACCUUCCACUGAAUGUCAGUCUGAGCCGCACUAUCCAGACUAUUUUGAAAAGUCAAGUACAACACGACAGAGUUCUGCUAGUAGCGAGAAAAGCGGAACAUCGUCAGCAUUCCCUUUCUCGAAGUGCGGGUCAAGUGAUUCAACCGGUGCAUAUACUUCAUGUGAAUCAACAAGUGGUGUCAGUUCUUUUAUUCCAAAAAUCUUACCCGAAUCUCUAAAAUGCCGUGAUCUGCCACCUCCGCCCGCGGAAAGUGAUACAAAUGAAAGUUCAAUUUUAUUGAAACAGCUUUUUAUGGGUGAACUGUUAGACGCUUAUAGUGAAUACUUAGCUUCAUAUCCGUAUGCAAAAGCUUUGUUGCGUAGGAAGAUGAAACGAGAUGAGCAUUUUGCUGCCCUAGCGGACAUCCGUAGAGGUGCUGCAAAGUACACUAUCGGGGACUACCUUGAACUACCGAUCGAACGUCUCGCGCAAUACGAGCGGCUGGUGGGUGGGGGCUGUGGUCGGCGGCGCGCCGCUAGACUGUCGGACCUCGAGCGCGUGCAGGACCUCUUCCCGCACGACUAUCUCGCACUGCACGAUGCGGACGCACCAUCAGCACUCGCAUCUCAUGGACAGAAGUCCAAAAGUCUUCGCAAACGUCCAAGUUUGGACAUCGGCGGCACAGUUAGUGGCAACAACAGUACGCUGUCGCCCCGCACCUUCAUAAUGGAAGCACCUGUCCAAUUAUGUCCUCUUGGAUCCACCUCCCCACCGCUAGAACGCCAUUUGUUUCUCUUUAGUGACCUACUGCUAGUAGGAAAGUCUAGAGGAACUAACUGUUUUAAGUUAAAAGAGAGUGUAAGGCUGGCAGAACUGUGGCUCUCCCUACCUGAAAGUGAUGAUACAGGUUUCCUCAUCGGAUGGCCAACAGUUAGCGGAGUCACAAAUUACCUCGCUACGUAUCCCACACAAGCUGCUCGAGAUACUUGGUACAGGAAAAUCCAAAAUGCUUUAACUGUCCAACUAGCCUCAGAACCAAAGUCAACAAACAUUCAAAUCUUCUAUAAAGAUGUAACGAGCUCCAUAGAAUUCUGUAAGACGGUAUGUAUAAAUCCAGAAAUGAGCGCCCGUUGCGUGGUUCGCCAAGCGCUUCAAGUUUUGCAAAAUAAUGGUGAGGUUGAGGGGGAAAACGAUGGAGGUAGUGAGGAGGGCAGGUUAGGGGCACCAGCCGACUUCACGCUCUGCAUCCGCGCCACCCGGGACACCCCGCUAUCCCCCCUGCAAGGCAUCGAACGACCGCAUGCUGUUCAGAUGUCAAAAAUAAGGCAAACUUUAUCUAAUGAAGAUGGUUUCGAUUUGGAGCAUGUUAACGCUAAAAAUAAUCCAUGCGGAUUAGUUUUUGAGUUACGAAAGAAGAAUCAAGGUCUAAAAAGUAACGUACCCCCCGGUCGCGGCCUCCGUCUACUCAGACGCGGCGGUCGGUUGUUCGGUGUAGCGCUCACUCGUCUCUGUAACGGAACGCCGCCGCCCGCGCUGCUGCACGCGUUAAAAAGACUGCGGGUCACGGCACCACUCACGCAUGGCGUCUUUAGAAGGAGCGCGAACGCUAAAGCCCUCAGACUGUUGAGGGAUAAGUUGGACGCUCUUGGUCCUUGGGCCGAGGGCGGUGUGGAAUUGGAGCGAGCUCCGGUCCUGCUUGUAGCGGCGCUGGUCAAAGAAUUCUUUCGCGCACUGCCUCAGCCUCUCCUCGCUUCUGAACUGUACCCUGCCUGGCUGCAGGUUCUCGGUUUGCCUCAAACAGAAAAAGUAAAUGCGGUGCGGUCCUUACUCUUGAAGCUUCCAAAAUCACAUUACAACAUGUUAAUGUACUUCGUUUGCCUUUUACAAGCAAUUGCUAAGAAAUCUAAUAUUAAUCUAAUGUGUCCUAUGAACUUGGGUGUUUGUGUUGGUCCUAGUUUAUUGUGGCCGAAUGUUCCCUGUGACAAAGCUCCCAAAGCAGUGCCAUUGAUAGUUGAACUACUUAUAGUAAAAGCUGAGGCUCUUUUCGGCCCUCAAGUAACUGGUCUUCUCGGAAACGGAAGCCCUGAAUCAUCUAACGCCCUUCUAGACUCUGGUGCUGAAGAGAGUGAUAGCCUUCAUUCAGUUGGGAUCUCCUUAGAUUCCAUGGAAUUGUCGACACCCAGAAAAGAAAAAUUAUCAUUAAGUAGAGACUCUGGUUUGACACUUUCAGAAGAUGAUUCAAAUAGUAACGGGGGAAACAGUCCCGCACCACGUAAUAUUUUACAUAGUCUGUCCGCACCAACUUGCAACAUUCAACAAGAUCCUAAGUUAAACUCGCGCUAUACAAAUGAAAACCCCAAUGUCAAUGGUCUACCAAAAAUUCCCCAGAGGCAAAAUAAUAUCUAUUCCAAUAAAGCGGAAAUGUACAGUACUGUUAAUGAAGAACUUUACACAAUACCAUACAUGGGAGAAAAAUACGUUCAUAAUACGAUUAAUAUCGGUAUCUCAAAUGGGAUUGAUGACAGAAAUUAUAUAUCGAAGACAGCAGUACAACGCUCAACCGCUGAUAUUUACGGUCAAAGUCCUGCGAAGUAUAUUACUGGCUUAGAGCCUCAAAAACCGCCAAGAAGCAAUGUUUCAAAAGCAGCAAGAACAUCAAAAGUAUACAGUAUGUAUGCUGAAACUCAAGAAACUGAUAAAAAUGUUACUAACAAAAAUUUCAAUAGAGCUAAAAGCUCUGACAACUUAUUAGAAGUAAAGCAAGAAGCUAUGGAUAAACAACGCGACAUGGUUUCCAGUCAAGAAAAUAUUGUUUAUAGCAACAUUCACGACCUUGCCAUGUUUACGGAAAACAUUCAACGGCAAAACCAAUAUCAAACACAUGCGGAAAUUAGAAAUAAUUCAAAUUAUUCUCGUGUUUACACUGGUUGGGAAAACAAAAGCCCUAACUAUUGUGCAAACGGCCAAGUAAACUGUCAAAAUGAGAACAUUUACGGUCAGAUGACUAAGAAUUCAGGAGAUUCCUCGCAAAAUAAAACACCAGAUGGGAAAACUACUCCGGCAGCCACCAUUUUUACAAGAAAUGACUGGUCUCGUCAAGCAGCGAGGACAAAAAGCUUAGAAGUGGGUGAAGAAGGACACAGUAAUGUUACAGAGAAAUCUCGUAAUACUAAUUACGAAAUAAACAUUGUAAACUGUUGUCGAAAAAGACGGUUCGAUCCUGCUCACCUGUGCACGAAGAAUUGCAUAACGCUCUCGAUGGUGCACAAUCGAGACAAAGACAAACACGCGACUAAUCAACAAAAUUCUUAUAACUACGUCGAUGAUAUAUCCAACAAUUCUGAUGAGAAGUGCAGAAUUCGAAACUACAAUAACAAUAAACUGAAUCAAUCGAAGUCAUUGGCAAAUAUAAUAUUACAGAGCGAUUCAAGCAGUAACGAUACUUUAUACCAACCGCAAAACUCAUUUCAUAGCCGGUCGACUGAAUCAACGGCUAGCGAAAAUUCCUUCGAAAAUUGCUACACGAGCCAAUACAUAGAGCCUCUGUACACGUCGGUCUAUAAUAGAAGAAGGGAUAUAUUUCACGAAGAAAAGAGCAACAUAUUCUCUUCGGAUAUAUACAAAGCGACACCCACAUCAGUGAAACCGGAUUAUGCGUCUGAAAAGGAACAAAACAAUAACAAGAAGCCAUUAAACAUGCCACCACCAGUUCCACCUAGAAAAAUGGUAUAUCAAAGGGUUUUAAAAAAGUUCCAACCAGUUCACGUGAACAAAGACGACAAGGCUACGCGUUCGAAAUCUGUGCCUCCUUUAUACAGAGACCCACCUAAUGGAACUGAGAAAAACGGACAAAAUGGUGUGGCUCUCUACUGUUCGGAAUCCGACACGGAAUCGGAAUCGUACGUGUAAACGCACUUUACUCUUUAACUAUAUUAAGGGUGCAAUAGUAGUACUGUAAUACAAACGAGUAAUUUUCUUUCUAACAUAACAUAUUUACUUUGAGGUGACCAUAAGUAUAUCCUUAGUUUGUUGUGUAGUCUUUCUUGUUUACUCUGUUUAUGUUAUUAUAGUACUCCUAUUUUUUAUAAUCUUACCGUGUGAAUCCCGCCUUGAAAUUUCUAUGUAUGUGACCAUAACCCAAGUUUUGGUGAUGUUAUUCCAAAGAAGUAAGGAUAGUUUUCAAACUUAAUGUAAUAUGUACAGGAAAUUUUUCUUAUUAAAAAUCUGAUUAAAUAUUGCAUAGUAGUUAGAAAUAACAACGGCCACUUUUUAAAAUUUUAAUGACUACUUC